This is a messenger RNA of Exaiptasia diaphana, 788 nucleotides long. RefSeq names its product histone H2B-like. Gene Ontology annotation, molecular function: protein heterodimerization activity; DNA binding; structural constituent of chromatin. Gene Ontology annotation, cellular component: nucleosome. The record is from RefSeq and is a predicted model, not a curated record. The transcript is spliced from 2 exons. The coding region runs from base 11 to 691 and encodes 226 amino acids. NCBI's taxonomy places the organism in Eukaryota, Metazoa, Cnidaria, Anthozoa, Actiniaria, Aiptasiidae.
ACCUGUAAACAUGACUGGAAGAGGUAAAGGAGGAAAAGGUCUAGGAAAAGGAGGCGCUAAGCGUCAUCGUAAGAUCCUUCGGGAUAACAUCCAGGGAAUUACCAAGCCCGCCAUCCGUCGUCUUGCUCGYCGUGGUGGAGUCAAGCGUAUUUCUGGCUUGAUCUACGAAGAGACCCGWGGYGUCCUUAAAGUUUUCCUUGAGAACGUGAUCCGUGAUGCUGUCACCUACACCGAGCACGCCAAGAGAAAGACYGUCACUGCCAUGGACGUCGUCUACGCUUUGAAACGCCAAGGACGUACUCUGUACGCUAACAAGAAAAUGCCGCCAAAACCCGCUGGAGGAAAGAAAGGUGAAAAGAAAGCCGGCAAGAAGGCCGCGCUUGGWGACAAGAAGAAGAGGUCACGAAGAAGAAAGGAAACCUACUCCAUCUACAUCUACAAAGUCAUGAAACAAGUCCAUCCCGACACCGGUAUCUCAAGCAAAGCCAUGUCCAUCAUGAACUCGUUUGUUCAGGAUGUCUUCGAGCGCAUCGCUGGUGAAGCUUCCCGCCUCGCUCACUACAACAAGAAGUCAACCAUCACAUCUCGUGAGAUUCAGACCGCUGUUCGUCUUCUUCUUCCCGGUGAAUUAGCCAAGCACGCCGUCAGUGAAGGCACCAAGGCUGUCACCAAGUACACCAGCAGCAAGUAAACAGUUUUCUGUUUGCUUACAAAACAACGGCUCUUUUAGGAGCCACCCACAUGAAUCGAAAGAUCAUGACCAAAUGCUUUGCCGAAUACUGCUAUUA